GAAGAUAUGCAAGAAUGCAAGGUAUGGGGGGUAGACCCUGGGGUUACUGAAGUCUUCGUGGCUGUCGACAAUAGCGAUCCUUCCGAACGACACCAGGUACGAAAGUUUUCCUCAGCAGAGUAUUACGUGAAAGCGGGAUAUAAGAAAACGAACAACACUAUUUGUGAAACGAAACAAUCUCAAAAUAUCGAUCGACUUGAAUCUUCAAUACCGUCGCCCAAAACAAGCAGUAUGGAUGGUAUACAAUUGUAUAUUGAAGGAUUACUUGAUGUUUUACCCCAAUUGGUCCAAUUCUAUGGCACUGAAAUACAACGGCUGCGAUUCCUCAAUUACAUCGGGAAACAAAAGGUACAAGACGAAAGGAUCAAUAUCUUCGUUAAUGGCGGCAAGAAAUACAAU
Molecule: messenger RNA, 399 nt
Organism: Halteromyces radiatus
Lineage: Eukaryota; Fungi; Mucoromycota; Mucoromycetes; Mucorales; Cunninghamellaceae
Exons: 1
Source: RefSeq, a predicted model, not a curated record